AUGAAGUUUAGCACCUCGAUCCUCACCAUGCUCGGCCUUGCUGCCACCACUCUCGCAUGCACAGCGUCACAAGGCUGUUGUUGGAACAAUGAGGACGCCUGCAGGAACCAGCACAAGAGCUGCAAGGGCAUCGCUGGCAAUUUUGGCGAUUGCCCCUGUGAUGAAGACUCCUACAAGGCGGACUUCUGCAAGGGCUUCGACUGCAACGGUGCCGACUGCUGCGACACCACGACGCACUGGGGACGAAGCUGCCCGUAG
Messenger RNA from Diaporthe amygdali, 258 nucleotides. RefSeq lists its product as uncharacterized. The transcript is spliced from 2 exons. Bases 1 to 258 code for a protein of 85 amino acids. NCBI's taxonomy places the organism in Eukaryota, Fungi, Ascomycota, Sordariomycetes, Diaporthales, Diaporthaceae. The record is from RefSeq and is a predicted model, not a curated record.